AGGCCAUCUUUCCGCCAGAGAGCGCACCCCGUCUCCUGUGCUCCUCGCCCACAGCAGCCACACAGCCGAGGCCACCUGCAUCUCCGCUCCAGCACCGAUGGACAUUGACGUCAACCCUGAAAGCGAGCUCGUCAUCCUUGGCGGCCCCUCGCAAUCUUCCAACGAUGCAAACAAGAAAAAAAAGAUCCACAAGGUCAUGGUCGACAACCCAUCGUUGGACCUGGAGACCUACAUCUCCAACUACGCCGGACAUGCCAAGAUCAACCGGCUUCUGUAUAUCGCCGAGCGAUGCCCUUCUCUCCAACUGGACGCAUACCGAUAUGCGCUGGAUGAACUGAAGACAUCAUUGAAUACCGCCCGAUAUUACAACGUCUGUCUGAGCCUGAACGAAGCGCUGGUCCUCCGCGGCGAGGCUAUCGCAGCCAUCGACUCUGACUGGAUCGCCGCAACUGCCCAAGCGGUCAAGGAAAAGACCGAGCGACUCGAUGCGGAGCUGCGUGGAUACAAGAUCAACUUGAUCAAAGAGAGCAUUAGGAUGGGCUACAGCGACCUUGGAAGCCAUCUGUAUGAAUGUGGCGACCUUGUCGGGGCUCUACGCAACUACAACAAGACCCGAGACUACUGCACCACGGCCAAGCACAUCAUCGAGAUGUGCAUGAACGUCAUCAAGGUGUGCAUUGAAUUAGGAAGCUAUAGCCACAUCCCGUCGUAUAUUGCCAAGGCAGAGGCUGUGCCGGACAUUCCCGAGAAAACAGCUGCUGCCGGUCUGUUCAAGUGCGCCUCUGGACUAGUUAGCCUCGAUCUUGGAAACUUCAAGCGCGCGGCCAAGAGCUUCCUCGAGAUCACCUUUGAUCCCAGCGGAAGCUAUACCACACUACUUUCGCCCAACGACGUUGCAAUUUAUGGCGGUCUCUGCGCGCUGGCUUCGUUUGAUCGAACCGAGCUCCGGGUGCAUGUGUUCGAAAACACAAGCUUCAAGCAUUUCCUGGAGCUCGAGCCUCAAGUGCAGGAACUGCUGACGAGCUUCUUCAAUUCCAAGUACACCUCCUGCCUGGAGCUGCUUGGAAAGAUGAAGAACGAUUUUCUCCUCGACAUCAACCUGUCGAUUCAUGUAGACACCCUCUACAGCAACAUCCGCAAGAAGGCCCUUGCCCAGUACUUCACCCCCUUCUCGUCCGUGGACAUGAAAAAGAUGGCGACAGCGUUCAACACUUCUGUGGCCGAACUCGAGCGCGAGAUUGUUGGGCUUAUCACCGAGAAGCAAAUCCAGGCCAGAGUCGACAGCCACAACAAGGUCCUCCGACUCAAGUCGAACAACCAGCGCUCGGCCAUUUUUUCCAAAUCACUCAAAAUGGGCGAGAGCUACAAGCGCGAGGUUUCACUUGCAAUCGCGCGACUGAAGCUCAUUCGUGCCGAUAUGAUUGUGAGGCCCGAGGAAGAAAUUCCGAUUUGAUACGAUAUCAGCCAGAGAGAUGGGCCUCUCCAAGUGGCACGGCAAGGGUUAGCAGCCAACUGCUGACCGUUUGAUGGCUGCUCAACGGCCGUUUGUUCUGCAGAGAGCGUGUUGGGACUGCGUCCGCUCACAAAUGUUGAUAGGGAAACGGCUCCGACUAAAGUGCCAGCGGACACGGCCCAUCCAGGAACAUCGAUAAUAUCAAAUCAAUUGCUGCCUCGGCAUAAGCGAGCGAUGGGGAGCACCCCAUUCCAUGGGCGUUUGUGCUGAUAGUGACAUUGAACUUGCGCACCCGGAAGGGACGCGACACCAACCCGGAACAGCGACC
Molecule: messenger RNA, 1781 nt
Organism: Polychytrium aggregatum
Lineage: Eukaryota; Fungi; Chytridiomycota; Chytridiomycetes; Polychytriales
Product: putative cop9 signalosome complex subunit
Exons: 8
Coding region: 98-1453 (451 amino acids)
Cellular component (GO): COP9 signalosome
Source: RefSeq, a predicted model, not a curated record